AUGGCGGAUGAAGGAGGGGAUGCUCAAGUCGCAGCCUUGGCAGAAAGAUGGGCGGACAUUGCGAUUGCGGAUGAGGAUGAAUGUUUUGCUCCGGUUGGUGAAGGGGUGGUGGCAGGUGCGGACCCACCGGUGCAAACUUGGAAUGUUGUUGGCAGAUUCUUGACAGCGAAAUUGAUCAAGUUGGAAUACAUGAGGCAAGUUUUGGCAUCGGUUUGGCAACCGGUGAUGGGUGUGACGGUCACAGAGAUACAGAAGGGCUUGUUCCUAUUCGUUUUCUUCCAUAAAACGGAUGUGGAUUAUGUUCUUGAGGGAGGGCCGUGGGCGUUUGAGAAUAGUACCUUGGUGUGUCGCCUUGUUGAGGAUGGGGUACUGCCAGUUAACGUGGGUUUGAAUACAGUUGAUAUGUGGGUGCAAUUGCAUGAUGUGCCAAUGGGAUAUACAUCACAACCAAUUCUCGAACAGAUGGGUAAUUUCAUUGGAGCUUUUGUUAAGCAUGAUGAGAGGUUCGUGGGGGCGACCUGGUUAGCCUUCUACCGUAUCCGUGUGUCAAUCCCGGUUGAUAAGCCGCUACGGAGGCGCAUGAAGUUGUUAAAGCGUGAUAAGACUACAUGUUGGGUUAACUUCAGGUACGAGAGGUUACAUUCAUUUUGCUUUUUCUGUGGGAUGAUGGGGCAUUCUUAUAAGUUUUACGUGAAGGCUCGGGUUUCUAUGCUGCCGGUUCAGCAGUAUCCGUAUGGCCCGGAGAUGAGGGUGGGGGGAAGUCGGGGGCCGAGGGAGGUGGGGGAGAAUUGGUUGGUGCCUGUGGGAGGAAAGCCGAGGGUGGUGGUUGAGGGUGCGGUGGUGGGGGUUCGGGAGGGUGUGACAACGGUGGGGGAGGGACGUGGGGUUGAGGGAGGCAGUGUGCAUGAUGAGCCUGUGGUGGAGGCAGUGGCUAAGAGGAGAAGGGAGGAGGGGUAUGAGGGUGUGGGGAGGGAUGGUGGGGAGGAUAUAGCUAUGGCAGAUGUGUCAAAAAACAUGUUCUCGGCGGGAGCUGCGGCGCAGUCCCGCCCGUCAUUAUGA
This is a messenger RNA of Ipomoea nil (Japanese morning glory), 1059 nucleotides long. RefSeq lists its product as uncharacterized. The coding region runs from base 1 to 1059 and encodes 352 amino acids. NCBI's taxonomy places the organism in Eukaryota, Viridiplantae, Streptophyta, Magnoliopsida, Solanales, Convolvulaceae. The transcript has a single exon. The record is from RefSeq and is a predicted model, not a curated record.